Histoplasma mississippiense is the source of this 1896-nucleotide messenger RNA. RefSeq lists its product with no specific name. The coding region runs from base 1 to 1896 and encodes 631 amino acids. Lineage: Eukaryota; Fungi; Ascomycota; Eurotiomycetes; Onygenales; Ajellomycetaceae. Gene Ontology annotation, biological process: endoplasmic reticulum to Golgi vesicle-mediated transport; intra-Golgi vesicle-mediated transport; endocytosis. The transcript has 3 exons. The record is from RefSeq and is a predicted model, not a curated record. Gene Ontology annotation, molecular function: GTPase activator activity; protein binding. Gene Ontology annotation, cellular component: Golgi apparatus.
AUGGCAUCUGCUCUGAGCAAACGCCAACAGGCGCGCAAUGAGAGAGCUCUGCAGGAAUUGAUCAAGUCUGUCCCUGGCAAUGACCGCUGGUCGUCAGAUCAGGUGGAUAACAUGAAACGGAAUGGCAACGCGGUCGUCAACAAAUUAUACAACCCGAGAAACGUCAAACCACCUAUUCCCAUUGAUGUCGAUGGGGUGGAUUCUGCAAUGGAAAGAUUUAUCAGACAAAAGUAUGAGUUGAAGGUAUUGGAAGAUGGACGGCCGAAGCCCCCAAGCAGACAUGAUCCGAGUUAUACCGCUACAAAAAGUUCCGACAGGUCACCCCCACCUCUUCCGCCGAAAACAGGAAGACGCUUAGGUUUCGGACUGCGAUCCGCGUCUUACAGCAAUGCCGUUUCUAGCUCGGAGAAGUCGCCUCCGGGAGAGGACUACGCGUUUUCGACGAAUAGACAAUCGAGAAACUUUGGAGCUAGCGUUGUGGAUUCAGAUGGGACAUUUGGAUCAAAAUUAGAAGCACUGCGAGAUAUGGGGUUCCCAAAUCACAAGCGUAAUGCAACUAUUCUGAGAGGCCUGAAUGGAAACAUGGAUAAGACUAUAGAAUCGUUGGUUAGGCUAGGAGAAGGUCCUGCACCGCGGUCUAGAUCCCAGACUCCAGUCCCAAAGGUGACUCCUACGGCUUUUCAGUUUCCUGAACCCGUCAGAAGCCCGAAAUCGACAGCUUCGAAUAAUCCGUUUGAUAACCUGGAUUCCGCCCCGUCGUGUGCACCAUCUGGCUCUGCGGUGAGCCAGGCCGAACAGCAACCUGCCAUCACCAAUGGCGCUAAAUCCUAUAAUCCAUUCGACUUUUUAGGAGCGCAGCCAGCCCUAACACAACCCACGCAAUCACUGGAUCAGUCAUUCCAGCAACUCCAAGUGUCACAGCCUUUAUUUCCAAACAUUACAGGUGGAUAUCCCAGCCAGCAAGGCCAGAUACCAUUCCAAAGAUCUCAGCAAUCCAUAACGCCUCCAGUCACUAUAUCCUCUCAAAACGGCCUUACCGCAUCUCCCGCGCCUAUGAACGGCGCCUACAACCCUUUCUUCCAAAAUGUACAGCCCGUGCCGGGAAAUACGAACAAUAACCCCUAUUUUGAUCAGCCUCCAGGCUUCUCACCAACCAACCCGUUUUUCAAUGUCUCUGGCCAAGUUCAACGCUCUCAGUCGCAGACUCUAGCAUCAGGAAAUGGCGCUGGAAAUGCUAAUCAAUUUCAACGCUACAGCACCAUGCCGGCAUUUUCUUCUUCCUCUGCAUUCCCCCAACAGCAACAGCCACAACCGCAACAAUACGUCCCUCAAGAACAACAGUCAUCUUCCAAUCCCUUCACCCUACCAACUAUCCCUCCAUCAAACCCUUCCUACCAGCCUCAAUUUGAUCUCCAGCCCACGCAUCAGACCCUCAUGUCCCAACAUACUGGCAAAAUAGACAAAUCCAGCAUCCUUGCAUUAUAUAAUUUUUCCCAGCCCCCACCCACAAUUCCCGAACAGCCUGCACAGCAAUCAGCGCCCAAUUUCACCACGCAACCUCAACAGCAGCCACAGCAGCAGCAGCACCAAAAUUCGGCCGCACCAUUCAGCCUCUCCAACUCCAACAGCAGGAACCCAUACCAUACCGCGCCUCCCAACGCAAUGAGCACCCCAGUCGCCGCGCUCACCUCAACCUUGGUGGACUCUAGGUCACAAAUGGGAUUUGCGCCUGCUGGAGUAGAAGGAGGCGCAGGCAGCGGUCCCGGUCCCGGUGGCGUAGGAAAUCCGUUCCCAAGAACACAUAUGAGCCAGGCUAGUGUGGAUAUUGGCGGGAUGCAGAAUGGUCGCCAUAGUCCGGAUGUAUUUGCGAGCUUGAGCUCGAGGCAUGUGCGGUAG